UGCCCCACCCCCAUCACCGCCCCGUCCCCACCCGCAAAAACAGCAGAGGCACUAGAACCUUCUUUGCCGCUGGCCUGGAUCGUAGUGGGCCGUACACCGGGGAAUCACUUUCUGGAAGGGACUGAGGAUUACAUUCAUAUAAGAAUCCAGCAACGGAACGGCAGAAAGACACUGACUACUGUCCAGGGCAUCGCAGAUGAUUAUGACAAAAAGAAACUUGUGAAAGCUUUCAAAAAGAAAUUCGCCUGUAAUGGUACUGUGAUUGAGCAUCCUGAGUACGGAGAGGUUAUUCAGCUUCAAGGUGACCAAAGAAAAAACAUUUGCCAGUUUCUCCUGGAGGUUGGCAUUGUCAAGGAGGAACAGCUUAAGGUUCAUGGAUUCUAAAACGAACCCGAAGACGUGGAGAAUUUCUUGAAUGAUUUUGUCCUCUAAACCCAGUGUGGCUGCCUCGUGAAAUGACUCUCUGCAGUAAACGGACUUUUCAUGUAUUUAAUCGUUCAAACUCCCAUUCACACGUGCAUGAUUACAGAAAACAUGGGGUAUGUAGGCUAGUAACACACAAGAAAAUUGCAGUAAGAUGGUAACGAAACCCCGUAUUCAUCUUAACAUGUUUCCAAUGGAAAAUAUUUUGUUUUGAGUGUUUAUUUGUUUAUUGUUCAGCUUUUUUUCACCUGAUUAAAUGCUUUUUUGUUGUAUUAAACCAUGUAUGUUGCAGCUUGACAAUAAAGAAACAUCUCUGAAUCCUUC
This is a messenger RNA of Herpailurus yagouaroundi (jaguarundi), 747 nucleotides long. RefSeq names its product eukaryotic translation initiation factor 1B (gene EIF1B). Gene Ontology annotation, molecular function: translation initiation factor activity. The transcript is spliced from 4 exons. The annotation marks the transcript as partial. Gene Ontology annotation, biological process: translational initiation. The record is from RefSeq and is a predicted model, not a curated record. NCBI's taxonomy places the organism in Eukaryota, Metazoa, Chordata, Mammalia, Carnivora, Felidae.